UUUUAUUUGACUAAGUGAAGCUUCAGUAUGGUGUUUGGCCGGCACUUCUCGAGCCUGAUAGCUCUUCUGUAUACCAGCGCGGGUGUUCUAGGGCACCCGGCUUGCGAGAAGGCUCCGGCUGGUGACUGCACAUAUCCAUCUCUGAUCAAUGCAACAUCAGAGCAACUCCAGGAUGGUCUGAAUAAAGGAUGCUUCACGAGCGCUGAUUUAGUCAAAGCAUACGUGGAAAGAAUCCACGAGGUCAACUCGACACUGCACAUGGUGCUAGAAAUCAAUCCAGAUGCGAUACAAAUUGCUCAGAGUCUUGACAAGGAGAGGAAGAAUGGCAACACUCGAGGACCACUACACGGCCUUCCGAUUCUGGUCAAAGACCUGAUAGGCACAAACGACAAAAUGGAAACGGCUGCCGGCUCGCAUGCACUUGUUGGCGCAAAAGUACCCGAAGACUCCACCGUCGUGGCCAAACUCAGAGAAAGCGGCGCCAUCAUCCUCGGCAAAACAAGUCUCUCAGAAUGGGCGAACUUCAGAUCAUCAGAUUCAUCUGAUGGCUGGAAUGCGAGAGGAGGCCAGACAUAUGCCGCCUAUAUUCAAAACCAGACUCCCAGUGGAAGUUCUAGCGGCAGUGCCGUUUCCGCUGAUUUGGGCCUGGCUCUAGCAACGCUUGGGACGGAGACGUAUGGAAGUAUCCUGUGGCCCAGCGAAAAGAGCAACAUCGUCGGAAUCAAACCAACCACCGGACUGACCUCACGGCAUAUGGCUAUUCCAAUUAGCGAGCGUCAGGAUACUAUCGGACCCAUGGCCAGAACAGUGAAAGAUGCGGCAAUGGUCCUGCAGGCUAUUGUUGGACAGGAUCCCAAGGAUAACUAUACUCUGGCCUCGCCAUUUGCAACUGGUUUUCCGGACUAUGUCGCGGCGUGUAAAUCAUCCGGAUUGCAAGGAAGACGAAUCGGGAUUCCUCGCAACGUUGUUAGCCAUUAUGGCGGUAAAGACAACCCCGUCGUAUCGGCAUUUGAAGCCACCAUCUCGGAAAUAGAAGCCGCAGGAGCAACUAUCGUUGAGGACGCCAACUUCACGGCUUAUGAGGAGUCCAUCUAUUCACAAAUGCACAGCAAAAUGACGGCUUUGGAUUUCAUCAGUAACAUCGCAGACUACCUUUCCGGCCUGAAAACGAACCCAAAUAAUAUUUAUUCCCUGAACGAUAUCCGGCAUUUCACACAACAUGAACCCCUGGAAGAUUACCCAGAUCGCGACACGUUCUUAUGGGACUUGACCCUAUCUGUAGGUCUCAACAACACAUCCCCGGAAUACUGGCCAAUGUACCAGGAAGUCCUCAGAGUCGGUGGUGAUGGGGGUAUCCUAGGCGCCCUCACGCGGCAAAACCUAGAUGCUGUCAUCUUACCCACUGCAGUCGCUCCUGAAAUUCCAGCCAUGGUAGGCUCACCAGUCAUAACAGUCCCACUUGGUGUAUUGCCAGAGGGAACGCCUGAAUUAAAGGACCGCGGAGUUGUGUACAGUGCUCCUGGGAUUCCAUUCGGGAUUAGUUUCCUGGGAGCGAAAUGGAGUGAAGAGCAGCUGAUUGGGAUGGCGUAUGCUUUUGAACAGAGGACGUUGAAGAGAGAUCAGUUGCGACGCAUCAUUGAGCCAAAUACGGAGUUGAGGGAUGUCUUAUAGACUUAGUAGCUAGUCCUCGUUACUUGGGAAAUGCCGGCUCAUUGCUUGGGGAGCUGUUCUGUACAUAGAGGUAAUUUGCAUUCUGCAUUGCAUAAUAGCAUGAGUUAGAAUAUAGAAACAGAGU
Molecule: messenger RNA, 1795 nt
Organism: Aspergillus ruber CBS 135680
Lineage: Eukaryota; Fungi; Ascomycota; Eurotiomycetes; Eurotiales; Aspergillaceae
Product: putative amidase
Exons: 5
Coding region: 28-1671 (547 amino acids)
Source: RefSeq, a predicted model, not a curated record